Molecule: messenger RNA, 3157 nt
Organism: Oncorhynchus kisutch (coho salmon)
Lineage: Eukaryota; Metazoa; Chordata; Actinopteri; Salmoniformes; Salmonidae
Product: protein rogdi homolog
Exons: 11
Coding region: 546-1478 (310 amino acids)
Cellular component (GO): RAVE complex
Source: RefSeq, a predicted model, not a curated record
GAGGGCUGUUUUGGUAAGCAAAACUGGAAGGGUCGGGAUCAUGACAAGCUAGCUAACAACAUAAAUGGGUUAACCUUGGCUCGCUAGUUAUUCACCGACGUCUAGCUAGCUAUUUUUCUAGACAACUAUUGAUUGUUAUUAUGAGUGUAUAUAUUUUCUCAUGCCAUCUUCUUGCUUGAUUAAACGGGACAUUAAGGACACCUGCUCUGUCCAUGACAUAGCUUUCACCUGGUCAGUCUAUGAUCUCUUGUCAUUUGUUAAAUCCUCUUCAACCGGUGUAGACGAAGGGGAGGACUGAGACCGGUUAAUAAGGACUUUUUAGACUUGAGAGAUGGAUUGUGUAUGUGUGCCAUUCAGAGGCUGAAUGGGCAAGACAAAAUAUUGAAGUGCCUUUUGAACGGGGUAGGGUAGUAGGUGCCUGGUGCACCGAUUUGUGUCAAGGACUGCAAAGCUACUGGGAUUUUCCACGCUCAACAGUUUCCUGUGUGGAUCAAGAAUGGUCCUCCAGCCAACUUGACACAACUGUGGGAAGCAUUGGAGUCAACAUGGAAGUCAGCAUCCCUGUACGACUCAAUAUUAGGACGGCGUCCUUAAUGUUUUCUACACUCAAUGCCGUAGCGCCUGACAGUGCCAAGAAUGUAACUGCUCUGCUGCCUUGCGAGGAGGAGUUUAACUGGUUGCUGAAAGAGGAGGUCCAUGCUGUUUUGAAGCAGCUCCAGGAUAUACUGAAGGAGGCAUCCAGGAGGUUCUCCAUUCCCACCCCAGGACUGGAGAACCAACUGAAACAGGAGAACUUCAUCCUGGGCAGCUCAACCAUGGACCAGGUGAAAGGAGUACUGACUCUCCAGGGAGAAGCCCUGACUCAAGCUGACAUCAAUCUGAAAACUGCUAAAAGCAACCAAGUGAUGCAUUUCACAUUCAGGGAUGAUAAGCACUGGAAAUUACAACAGAUCCAGGAUGCUAGGAACCAUGUGAAUCAGGCUCUGCAGCUGCUGAGUGGUAGAAAUGAGAGCUACCACUUUAAGACUGGGGCUGAGGUCAACAAGCUGAUGGACGCGGUGAUGCUCCAGCUGACCAGGGCUCGUAACCGCCUCACCACUCCGGCAGCUAUGACCCUGCCGGAGCUGGCCACCAGCGGCCUCAUGAAAAUGUUCACUCCUCCAAUGCCAGGCGAUGUGAUGGUGAACUUCUAUAUCAACCUGAGUAAGCUGUGUCUGACUGUCUACCAGCUGCACGCAAUGCAGCCCAACACCACCAAGAACUUCAAGCCAUCUGGAAGCUCCGUGUUACACAACCCCGGAGCCAUGUUCGAGCUGAACAAUGCUAAGUUUGAGGUGAGCCAGGUUCACAAGGUGGAGUGUGUUGUCCCCUGGCUCAACAACACCCUGAUUUUCUUCACCAUCUCACUGCAGCUCUGUCAGCAGCUCAAGGACAAGAUUUCCGUCUUCUCUAGUUUCUGGAACUACCGACCGUACUAACCUCCUGCAGCUAGCUGCCCAUCAGAAUGCCUAGGUGUUCUAAACCUCCUGCAGCUAGCUGCCCGUCAGAAUGCCUAGGUGUUAGCUGACCGUCAGAAUGCCUAGGUGUUCUAACCUCCUGCAGCUAGCUGACCGUCAAAAUGCCUCGGUGCUAGCUGACCGUCAGAAUGCCUCGGUGUUCUAACCACCUGCAGCUAGCUGACCGUCAGAAUGCCUCGGUGUUCUGUCCUCCUGCAGCUAGCUGACCGUCAGAAUGCCUAGGAGUUCUGUCCUCCUGCAGCUAGCUGACCGUCAGAAUGCCUCUGUGUUCUGUCCAAAUCCUUCACACAAACCAACCCAGAUAAAAGGGAUGUCUUGAAAAUAUUGUCUGAAUUGAAGUGGGUUUUGUUUGUAUAAUUUACAAGAGAACAGCCGGAUCAAAGUCCAUAUACAUUACCAGUGUUUAGUAUUCCAGGGUUUAGGGCCCAUCCAUGUGUUACAGCUGCUUUAAAUCAGUCCCAAAUCAACCCCUACACCCUAACCCCUAGACUACACUCCCUACUUGUGAAGAAAGUAUAGGGCUAAGCAAUAUGGUGGGGCUACUAUCCAAUACAUUCAGUGUUUCCCCUAGUUGGGGGUCGUUAGCGCAAUGAUUAGAAGUCUAUGGGAAUGAAUAUAGGGGAAACACUGCAUGACUAGAAGUCUAUGGGAAUGAAUAUAGGGGAAACACUGCAUGACCAGAAGUCUAUGGGAAUGAAUAUAGGGGAAACACUGCAUGACUAGAAGUCUGGGAAUGAAUAUAGGGGAACACUGCAUUCUGAUCUAGACAAGUAGGGACUAGGGGUUGAUUUAGGAUUGGGUGCAUGUAUCUCUUUGUGUGUCAUCUGUUGUAUAGUACUAACUAACUUGGACCUCCCUGUUGUAUAGUACUAACUAACUUGGACCUCCCUGUUGUAUAGUACUAACUAACUUGGACCUCCCUGUUGUAUAGUACUAACUAACUUGGACCUCCCUGUUGUAUAGUACUAACUAACUUGGACCUCCCUGUUGUAUAGUACUAACUAACUUGGACCUCCCUGUUGUAUAGUACUAACUAGGACCUCCCUGUUGUAUAGUACUAACUAGGACCUCCCUGUUGUAUAGUACUUACUAACUUGGACCUCGUUAUGAAUCAAUGGAUCAGCUUGUUGUUUUAGUCUGAAACACUUCUCUCGUUACUGAACUAACGUUCCUUAACUUGUAAGGUUUCUGACUCUAUAUUCUUUGGAAUUCCGCUUUUAUGUCAAGUGUAAAGGAAAACAGACAUUCCCAGCUUUUGAAGGGUAAACGUUCAUGCCUCCUCAACAAUAAGCUGUUAUUGUAUCAGUUAAUUUUAAUGUUUUUAUUUAUUCAAUUGUUUUAUUUUUGCACUUAUGUUACUUUGCCUUUGAUUCCCUGUGAAGUGAAGAUCCAUUCCAAUGUUGAACAAACAAUUAUUACUGCAAGUGUUUAAGAAUCUAUUUAGAGAUGUGUUGAAUAUGUUGUGGACCAUAUGAUCUAUUAUCUGUGCAAUAAAGAUGUUAUACGGGAGUGUUCGGUCAGUCAAUCGGGGACAGAUUCAAUACAAAAUAUGAUUUAAUCAUUUGAAUGAUACAAUGUACAUGUUUCAACAUUGAAUUAUAUUGUUAAUAUAAUUAACUACAUUAAAGUCAUUGAAUCAA